Molecule: messenger RNA, 2673 nt
Organism: Haliotis rufescens (red abalone)
Lineage: Eukaryota; Metazoa; Mollusca; Gastropoda; Lepetellida; Haliotidae
Product: zinc finger protein 883-like
Exons: 2
Coding region: 169-2373 (734 amino acids)
Source: RefSeq, a predicted model, not a curated record
GUCACGCGCUGGAAUGGAGCUUGGCGUUAGCUGAAAAGAGUUGUCAGUCUGAGUUCAUGUUUGUAAGACCAUGUGCAAGACUUUGUGACUGCUGUUGUGAGCAGAGCCAGAGGACCGUGGAGGUUAUAAAACGUGAACACCAUAACAUCCUCCAGUUACCGGGUAAUAAUGGAAGUACAAAGCCAACCACAGAAUCCUGGUUCUGUCACUGACACAUGUGUAAUCACGGACUGUGAGAGAGAAUUGCUGGAAAGGGGCGAUCUCAAGAAAGAACCUGUUGCUGACACAGGUGAAACUACUGACUAUGAGAGAGAAUUGGUGGAAACAGGUGAUCUCAAAGAAGAACUUGUCACUGACACAGGUGAAACCACUGGCUAUGAGAGAGAAUUGAUGGAAACAGGUCAUCUCAAGAAAGAACCUGUCACUGACACAGGUGUAAUCAUCGACUGUGAGAGAGAAUUGGUGGAAACAGGUGAUCUCAAAAAAGAACCUGUCACUGACACAGGUGUAAACACUGACUUUGAAAAAGAAUUGUUGGAAACAGGUGAUCUCAAGAAAGAACCUGUUACUGAAACAUGUGUAAACACUGACUGUGAGGGAGCAUUGGUGGAAACAGGUGAUCUCGAGAAAGAACCUGUCACUGACACAGGUGGAAACACUGACUGUGAGGGAGCAUUGGUGGAAACAGGUGAUCUCGAGAAAGAACCUGUCACUGACACAGGUGGAAUCACCGACUGUGAGGGGGCAUUGGUGGAAAAAGAUCUCCAGAAUGAACCUGUCACUGACACAGGUGUAGUCAUGGACAACGAGAGAGAAUUGGUGGAAUCAGAUCUCCAGAAAGAACCUGUUACUAAAACAUGUGUAAUCACUAACUCUGAAAGGGAAUUGCUGAAAACAGGUGAUUUCAGGAAACACAAAGAUUGUGGUGGUCCAACAAAGCGGUCUCAUAAGUGUAGUGUGUGCGAGAAAACAUUUACACAGUCAGGUAGUCUGCAGACACACAUGAGGAUUCACAGUGCAGCCAAGCCUUUUCAGUGUGGUGAAUGUGGGAAAGUAUUUAAACACUCACAUAACCUGCAGAAACACAUGAGGAUUCACAGUGGAGUCAAGCCUUAUCCGUGUGUUCAAUGUGGGAAAGAAUUUACACGGUCACAUCACCUGAAGUCACACAUGAUGAUUCACAGUGGAAUCAGGCCUUAUCGCUGUGUUCAAUGUGGGAAAGAAUUUUCACGGUCACAUCACCUGAACUUGCACAUGAGGAUUCACAGUGGAAUCAAACCUUAUCAGUGUGUUGAAUGUGGGAACGGAUUUAGACGGUCAGGUGACCUGCAGUCACACAUGAGCAUUCACAGUGAAGUCAAAGCUUAUAAGUGUGUUGAAUGUGGGAAAGCAUUCAGACGGUCAAGUGAUCUGAGGUCACACACGAGGACACACACUGGAGUCAAGCCUUAUAAGUGUGUUGAAUGUGGGAAAGGAUUUACACGUUCAAGUGAACUUAAGACACACAAGAUGAUACACACUGGAGUCAAGCCUUAUCAGUGUGGUGAAUGUGGGAAAGCAUUUAGACGGUCAGGUGACCUGCAGUCACACAUGAUGACUCACAGUGGAGUCAAGCCUUAUCAGUGUGGUGAAUGUGGGAAAGGAUUUAAACAGUCAGGUGACUUGGAGACACAUGUCAGGAUUCACACUGGAGUCGAUCCUUAUCAAUGUGUUGAAUGUGGGAAAGGAUUUACACUAUCAGCUAACCUGCAGAAACACAUGAGGAUUCACAGUGGAAUCAAACCUUAUCAGUGUGGUGAAUGUGAGAAAGCAUUUAGACAGUCAAGUGAUCUGCAGUCACACAUGAAGACUCACAGUGGAGUCAAGCCUUAUAAGUGUGUUGAAUGUGGGAAAGCAUUUACACUAUCAGCUAACCUGCAGACACACAUGAGGAUUCACAGUGGAUUGAAGCCUUAUCAGUGUGGUGAAUGUGAGAAAGCAUUUACUAUGUCAGCCAACCUACAGACACACAUGAGGAUUCACACUGGAGUCAAGCCUUUUCAGUGUGGUGAAUGUGGGAAAGCAUUUACACAGUCAGGAGGCCUGCAGAAACACAUGAGGACUCACACAGGCGUCAAGCCUUAUAAGUGUCUUGAAUGUGGGAAAGCAUUUACACGGUCAUGUGAUGUGCAGAGACACAUGAGGACUCACACUGGAGUCAAGCCUUAUAAGUGUGAUGUGUGUGAGAAAACAUUUACACUAUUAGGUGAUCUUCAGAAACACAUGAGGAUUCACAGUGGAGUGAAGCCUUAUCAGUGUGGUGCAUGUGGGAAAGAAUUUUCACAGUCAAGUAACCUUCACAAACACACAAGGAUUCACUGUGGAAUGAAUUGAUUUAACUUAAUGUAUUGAAAUGUCAUAGGUGUAACUCUCUAAUGUGUUCAUUAGAACUGAUAAAUGACAUAUUACAAGUUAUUCCUUUAAUCCAUGCAUGGACUUUUGACGACUAUGCUGGUCGCACCCAGGGGAUUCUGGUUGUAAUAGGCCCCCAGUAAACUUUGCUGGUCGCACCCACAGGAUCCUAGAUAUGCUAGUCGUAACAAGUGACGGAUUGUCAGACUCGCUGACUUGGUUGAAAACCUGUCAUCAUCCACCUUCUGUGUGGAUGGUUGCUAAUAAAAUCAAUAACUUGAU